AAUAAAACCCAAUUCUUUUCCCGCCAACGCUCUUCCAAACCCUCCCCAUCGUGACUCGUCUUCUCUCUCUCUCUCUCUUUCUCUCUCUUUCUCUCUUGAUCUCUCCAAUCUCCACUCUUCUGUGUUCAUCUCACAUCUAGUGCCUCUACCCAAGUCCAGAGCAAGAUAACAUAUACUUGUAACUAAGGUUGCAGUUCAAAAAGUUUUCUUUUUACAACAUAUCUUGCAUCAUUGUGACAAUUAUUGAAAACAGACAGCUGUUCUACAACCAAAUAAUUCUGCCACGACCAAUCUAAGCAAUAAAUAUCCCGGCCGGUACCGAUAUCAUACACAACAAUGUCGACUCUCGCACAGGCAAUUUCCUACAUCACCGGGUUCUUCACCCCUCUCACCGUCUCAGAGUCUCCGGCUACAGACUCCCACAUCAUCGGACUUAGGAAGCCCAUAGAAGCCGGCGAGAGCUACUUUCCUGAGGCUGGCGGGGUUGCCGUUUCCCGACGAUCAUCUGUAUCUUCUACCUCGACAGGCUCCGACGAGUUGCGCCCCGUAACCCUCGGACGAUCGCACACUGGUCUCAACCCACUCGACCCAAUGUCCCGUGACUUUUCCAAACCAACCGAGGAGAUUGAUGUCGCCAAGCAGCUCUCCCUUGAGCCUCGCAAGUUCUCUUUGCACCACUCUCUCAAGCAAGCAAAGGAACGGGUUGUUGCCAUCGAUGAUGCCGAGACCAAGGCUAAGAAGUUGGCCGCAGCCAAGGCCGAACUCCUUGCACUCGCCGGAAAGGCCUAACGACCCUUUUCCGACUGAUUGUUUUCCAGACACGAAAACUGUGCGACCCUAUCAGCACCAUGUUUCCAGUACACGUUGAUAUUUCUUGAAAGGGCCUGCAUUUCAGGUCUUGCACUAUACCCACAGGGAGGCGAUAAUAAGGCGUAACGGAUAAUUCGGUUCAAUUUUCAUGGUGUUUCAACGGAUCCAAAACUGGCAAAAGUGCCGAUUCUUUCUCCUGCAGAGUUCAGGGUUUUGUUUGAGCGAAUGCAACAGC
Truncatella angustata is the source of this 1045-nucleotide messenger RNA. RefSeq lists its product as uncharacterized. Lineage: Eukaryota; Fungi; Ascomycota; Sordariomycetes; Amphisphaeriales; Sporocadaceae. The transcript has a single exon. The record is from RefSeq and is a predicted model, not a curated record. The coding region runs from base 337 to 789 and encodes 150 amino acids.